This is a messenger RNA of Lathyrus oleraceus (garden pea), 414 nucleotides long. RefSeq lists its product as uncharacterized. The transcript is spliced from 2 exons. The record is from RefSeq and is a predicted model, not a curated record. Bases 1 to 414 code for a protein of 137 amino acids. Lineage: Eukaryota; Viridiplantae; Streptophyta; Magnoliopsida; Fabales; Fabaceae.
AUGGUGGGAAGUAAGGUUAUUGAUACCCUAGCCAAUGGUUCAGUAACUACUCCAUUGGUGUGUUUGAAGUUUCCACUGACUACUUAUGAGGUGGGAGGAGAUGGAGAGUUGAUGCUUAUAUUUGCUAAGAAAGUAGAAGAAUUCUUGAAAGAGGAGGCAAGAGUGUCCGCUACAUUUUCUACUUUGAGAAUCGACAGUAAAAUUGUGAAGGGAGAGCUACCAGUUGUGCGUGAUUUUCCUGAAGUGUUUCCGGAUGAUAUCAGUGAUUUGUCACACGAGUGCGAGGUGGAUUUUUCUAUAGACUUAGUACUUGGUAGUACUACUGUGUUGAUGGCUCCUUAUAGAAUGUCUUCUUUAGAUUUGUGUGAGCCGAAGAAACAAUUGGAAGAGAUGCUUGAGAAGAAGUUUGUCUGA